AUGUCACCACCAGGUCAAAAAAACUUCCAUACUGCCAAACCCGAAGAGUCAACGGCAAUUGAUCGGUCAAUACCUGAAUUUGCAGCAGCACAAACAUCCGAUGAGGAUGAUUAUUUUGCCAGUCACAAACCACCAUCAUAUUUACUGGAAAUAGAGCAAGAAUUGGCUCAAUUCAUCACCUAUCAUCAAAAAAACACCCAUAAAAAGAUUGCAUUGGUUACUUCUGGAGGUACCACUGUUCCUUUGGAAAAUAAUACUGUUCGAUUUAUUGAUAAUUUCAGUGCUGGUACUCGAGGUGCUACAUCAGCCGAAUACUUUUUGGAGAAUGGGUAUGCUGUUAUCUUCUUACAUCGUGAAUUUUCGUUGUUGCCAUAUUCAAGACAUUAUAGUCAUUCAACCAACUGUUUUCUUGAUUUUAUGAUUGAACGUGAUGGUAAAAUUGAAAUCAAUCCCAAGUUUAGUGAUCAGAUGUUGCAAGUUUAUCGUAAAUAUCAUGAAGCACAAUCGACAAAUUCCUUAUUAUUGAUUCCAUUCACUACCGUGAAUCAAUAUCUUUAUACUUUGAAAACGAUAUCUGAAUCAUUAAAAGUGUAUUCAAACAAGGCACUUUUUUAUUUAGCUGCUGCUGUGUCGGAUUUCUUCAUUCCUCAAUCAAGAAUGCCUCAACAUAAAAUUCAAAGUUCAGCCACCCAAGAUGGUGAACUAGUGAUUCGAUUAGCUCAAGUGCCGAAAUUUCUAAGUCGUUUGGUUCUGAACUGGACUUCAGGAGCCAUGAUUAUUAGUUUCAAAUUGGAAACUGAUAACAAUAUCUUGUUGAAAAAGGCAAGAAGUGCGUUGGAUAGAUAUCAUCAUCAAUUGGUGAUUGGAAAUUUGUUACAAACUAGAAAGAAGGAAGUUGUGUUUGUCAGUCCUAAUGGUAAUGAACAAUGGAUCCGAUUAACUAAUGAAGAGGUCCAAAAAGGUGUUGAAAUUGAAAGUAAAAUGAUACCCGCAGUUAUAAAGAUUCACGACGAAUGGAUUAAGGAAGCAAAGUAG
Molecule: messenger RNA, 1035 nt
Organism: Lodderomyces orthopsilosis Co 90-125
Lineage: Eukaryota; Fungi; Ascomycota; Pichiomycetes; Serinales; Debaryomycetaceae
Product: phosphopantothenate--cysteine ligase
Exons: 1
Coding region: 1-1035 (344 amino acids)
Biological process (GO): coenzyme A biosynthetic process
Cellular component (GO): cytoplasm; nucleus
Molecular function (GO): phosphopantothenate--cysteine ligase activity
Source: RefSeq, a predicted model, not a curated record